Molecule: messenger RNA, 1187 nt
Organism: Zerene cesonia (dogface butterfly)
Lineage: Eukaryota; Metazoa; Arthropoda; Insecta; Lepidoptera; Pieridae
Product: transmembrane protease serine 9-like
Exons: 6
Coding region: 117-920 (267 amino acids)
Biological process (GO): proteolysis
Molecular function (GO): serine-type endopeptidase activity
Source: RefSeq, a predicted model, not a curated record
UUGGCCUGGUCCGAUCACCCUGGCCCCGAGGCCUUAUCAGAGGCGCCGCCCGCGGCCUAUAAUAGCUGGGCCGGCGUCUCCCUUUGCCUCCAGAGUGGCCUGUGACUUCGGCAGACAUGUUUCGCGCCUUGUGCCUCCUAGCUGUGCUCGCGACUGUCCGCGCCUGCAAGCCCUGUACUUGCGGCGUGCGUCGAGGUGCCCGCGUGGUGGGCGGAGGAGCUGUAACUCCUGGAGAAUUCCCGUGGCUGGCUGCACUCAUGAGAGAUGGCAAACAAAUUUGUGGCGCCACAGUCGUCGCUCGAGACCAUUUGAUCACCGCCACGCAUUGUAUUUUCGAAGUUGAAGCAUCUCGCCUUUCUGUGCUGGUUGGUGAAUAUGAUGUAAACAACACGAGAUCGGACGGAUUUCCGGUGUCCCAUGUGUUGCAACAUCCGGAUUUUAACAGAUACACAUAUGAUAAUGACAUUGCAGUCCUUCGCCUAGCUGAGCCACUGCCUGAUAGUCUUUAUCGGCCUGCGUGUUUACCUGAUGACGAUGAUGACUUUCUAGACGGAGGAGAUGCCAUAGUUUCCGGUUGGGGCAGUACCGUUGAAAAAGGACCGCCUUCCAACAUUCCCAUGAAAGCUGAAGUACAAAUAUGGUCUCAAGAAGAAUGUACGAAUGCUGGCUACGGUCGCCGUAAGGUAACACCGCGUAUGAUCUGCGCAAACGCACCGGAUCGCGACUCUUGCAGCGGCGAUUCUGGCGGACCAUUGAUUAUGGCUCAACCACAUUUCACACUUGUCGGAAUAGUUUCAUGGGGCCGCGGAUGUGCAAGACAAGGUUAUCCUGGAGUUUACGCACGCGUGGAUCGCUUUAUGCCCUGGCUAAAGAUUGCCCUGCGACACGCCUGCCUCUGCCAACCGCCUUCCUUCCAAUAACGAAAGAAUAUUACAAUUUAAUGUGAGGCUAAAACAAGCCAGUAGAGAGCUUUAAAUCUAUCAUAAGAGGCGUUAUUUAUAUAAUGUAUGUGACCUUUUCAAAGUGUACCUUUAACCGACGUAAUAUUGCCAUGUAUACCAAAGUAAUAUUGCAACGGAUGCUAAAAAUCAAAUGGUUUUAGACAUUUGAAUUAUAUUCUAAUAUAGCUGUAGGGUUACAUCAGUAUUAAGAAUAAUUAUGUUAUUGUUAUGUAUUCAUGCAUUUAA